CAUCUAUGGUGCGAUAACUUGGCUCGAUUAAGGUCAGAUUAAGGCUAAUUUGUAUAGAAAUAUCUAACAUGAAAAUGGUUUACAAAACUAACGACCGCUUAAAUUAAAAAUUGUAAAGGAGAUUAACCAAAUCAAACCUAAAUUACAUUUUAAAAUCGCAGUAGCCCUAUCUUUGCAGUUCGGCUGUCAGUCUGAUUUUAUUCGAGCAUGGACGUCAUCUGAGCUCCUCUCUAUAUGUUGUUUAUUUCACCAGUCAGCUAAUACAGUUACUCAAGGCACUCGACAGCGUUCCACUCACAUCACAUCACAUCGCAACAUUUCGGGACAAUAGUAACCAAGGCUCCACUCCACUUCCCGAACCGCCGAAGAUCGCAGAUGUCGCAAAAGAUCGACGGACAGCACCAAUCAAUAUGAACCGCAACCGCAUCAACCCGAUGCGGCAAAUGGAUCGGGGCCUGCAGGAGGUCAUACAAAUGCAGGCAACCGCCGGAGGAACUCAAGGUCAUCCCCAGGCCCAAGGUGGGAACCAGGCACAACCUUCCGCAGCCCAAACAGUGCGCCGCAAGACGACUUACACACGGACGGAGAUGCUGUCACGCGGACUGCCCACCGUUCAAAAGUCCAUGCCCGUAAACCAAGUGUCACCAAAACCACGCUAUCCACAACCACCGAAGGCUGUCUUUCCAACUACUCCACUGGGUCAAAGCACUAAUGUCCCCAUUGCCAAUAGUACUCCCCGAAGGCAACGGAGUUUUCUACCCCGCGUGGCCAGAUUACCGACCAAGUCGGAUAAAUCACCGAAUAGGAUGCCGAAUCGCUUAAGUCGGGAGACUGAGGCUAAAUUGGAGCAGUCACAAAUCCCCAUGGGCCGGCACAAAAAUCCACAUUUGAUGAAUACACCACACGGCAGUGAUAGCAGUAGUCCGGCUCGAAGGACCAAUGCAGUUGUUCAAGAUGGAUUUCUCAGUGGCAGUAGUAGCUCCUCGGAACGUCGCAAGAUCAAGUUGGCCAAGGCCAUCCGCUUACCAGAUGAUCAGAACAAGAGUUUCGUCUAUUUGUGCAAGCCGGUCAAGAAGGUCAAGGAGUUGCUCACUGCCAGAAGAAUGCGCACUAGUUGUGAGCACUUGAGUCAGCCGAUAGAGGGGGACUUAUCCUUGGAGGAGGAGUCCAUCAGACUUCCAAGAACCAUGUCCGAGGAGGCUCUCCUCAGCAAAGGUGUUGGCGAAGGAUAUGGGUCCUAUACUCUCUCACCCCUCGAGGGACUAACCCAGUCAUCGAGUACCACUAGUCAGUUGGACGGUCCCACCAAUGAGGCCAUGCAACUACGUCAACAGCAAUUGGAGGCCAGAACAACUUUGAGCAGUCAGGAGCGUUUGAGAUCCCAAUUGCGGGAGGUCCGCCAAAGGCAGCGACAUUUGCGCCAACUGGAGCAGGAUCAGCGGGUGAAGGAGCAGCGCCAGUUGGAACUGGAUCAGGUUUGCCAGAAUCUGCCCACUUUGCAGCACGAGAUCCGGAUGCUUCAGCAGCUGGGUGAGAAAUUGGAGGUCACACUUCGAGUGACCAAUAUACCCAAACCCCUGACGCCCAAGCACAGAGUCGUGGAGGAUAUGAACCAACACUCCUCCACCCUUUUCUAUACCCCGCGUACGAGUCCCUAUCACCCGGAUGAAUUGCCCAUCACCAAAUUGGGUUGUCUUCGGGUUGAACGGAUUGCUGUGGUUCAGCAAAGGGCCAAGGCCACGGCUUUUAUUUUCGGUUUGGUGCGCGAGUUCCGCAUUGAGACGAAGACAUUGAACGAACUGAAGACGGCAGAUGAUUCGCAAUGUUUUUAUUUACCAGCUCCCAGGGGGGAACCACCCUUGGCCAGCCUAAUAGAAACCGAAGCCGAUCCUCUCCAGCGCACUAAUUUCCGAAAGUUAAGAGAGAACCCAAAUGUCCUGCUGCAGCAACUGAGACACCUAAACGCGGAAGCGGGAAGGCCCUUCAACCUACUGGAUCAUGACAACAUGUUCUUUAACAGUCUGGCCUUUGCGGAGUCAAAAACUUUGGGUGGUAGCGCUGCCGAGGAACUUGAAAUGGCCACGCGAGAGACGGGAGGCGGCGGUGGGGGAACCAUUGCCAAUUAUGGCGGAGCCAUCGCCUAUUCACGCCUCUCGGUGCGGGUCAAUGAACGCCAAUUUCUGGAAAGGUCAUUGGAUCAGGGGGAUAAACAGCUGCCACGACCACCUCGAAGUCGUAGUCAAGUUCACAACACCACGCAAACGGAACUUGAGUCGCCCAGACAAAAAAGGAAAAUCCCCGAACCGGAAACGGAAAUCAGUUCCCCCGACUAUACACCGAACCCCAGUCCCAGAUUGACUAGGCGAAAGAAAUUGGAAGGGUCUAAGAUCAAAGCAUCCAGACAGGCGACCAGGGAACCCGAUCCCAAGCCGAAAAGGACCAGGAUAGACAUACGUCGAGUGGCGGCCAUGUCGCCAAUUCAAAAUCGCAUUGAGCCCAAGGUGCGGAUGCAGUUGCUCAAAACCGUGCUUGUGGGGUUUGUCCAAGUUGCUGUUAUUCUAGUUCUCAUCAUGGCCUUCACCUAUCCGGAUGUGAGCUGCUCACUGCCUUAAAAAUAAACACCACUUACACAGGACACAGCAUCUCUCUGCCUAAAGAAAAAACCCUACGCCUUUCAAAAUUAUUCGACCUGUGCGAUAGUUCCACGACUACGAACAAAAUAUCAAGAACAGCUUAGCAAGUAGCAGAAAAAGCAGAAGAUGCCGAACCAAUCCACAAAACCCCCGAUAACCGAUUCGGUGUUCGAGUUCACACUUAGAUUUUCGAAUUUUUUGUUUUCUUACUGGGCCAAAGCGAUGCCAAUGUUAAUAAAAUUUCAUGUGCAAUGUGAA
Drosophila rhopaloa is the source of this 2891-nucleotide messenger RNA. RefSeq lists its product as uncharacterized. The record is from RefSeq and is a predicted model, not a curated record. The transcript is spliced from 2 exons. NCBI's taxonomy places the organism in Eukaryota, Metazoa, Arthropoda, Insecta, Diptera, Drosophilidae. Bases 411 to 2612 code for a protein of 733 amino acids.